Molecule: messenger RNA, 1818 nt
Organism: Sander lucioperca (pikeperch)
Lineage: Eukaryota; Metazoa; Chordata; Actinopteri; Perciformes; Percidae
Product: B- and T-lymphocyte attenuator
Exons: 6
Coding region: 233-1327 (364 amino acids)
Biological process (GO): immune response-regulating cell surface receptor signaling pathway
Cellular component (GO): plasma membrane
Molecular function (GO): signaling receptor activity
Source: RefSeq, a predicted model, not a curated record
UCACAAUUGUCAGAUUGAUAGCACUCUAGCCCAAUUGAUUGGGGGGGCACCAGAGGGGGCCAAUCAUAUUUUGGGGGCUUUAGCUCCACCCAUGUUAAUAUCCUUGAUAACUAUGUGUCUCAGUUUUGCAUUAAGGAUGACUUACAUCUGUGGAAAUAAGUAUCUCUGUAAGAGUGUAUUGCAGAAUUAAAUUGCCAAGACAAUACACGUGCACGUGCGUGCACAUCGUCAAAUGUGUUAUGUCAUACAUAUUGAAAUACACACAUGUGCAAAGUGGUCUUUGAAUAUAUGUGGGAGGACAGGAAGUGGUAAGCUUGUAACAAGUGAAAUGAGCCCAUGCAGUAGCUACACUUUAAAAUUAACUCUAAGGUCUCCGGUGACAAACACAUCAGGCAGAAUGGAUAGAUCAGCAUACACCCAUCUGUGGAUAUUUAGCUGUUUUACAUUUGUCUGCAUCUAUGGAAGAGGUCAAGACUUGAUUCCUUCAUGUGAAGUUGAGCUGAUGGUCCGGCAAGGCACGACAUUGAAAACUGUCCCACAACAACGUCUGACAGUCAGAUGUCCUGUCAAACACUGUGGAGAAUCAAUGAGUGUCACCUGGUGUAAACGGCUCGACACAAACAAAUGUGAACGAAUUAAUUACACAGAGAAUGUGGAAAUAACACAGAAUGAUAAACACGUUAAGGACAAACUCAUCUCAUAUCUGACUUUCACACGGAUUUCCAUUAAUGACAGCGGCCUGUACCAAUGUCUUGUAAAAGGAUACAAGUCUCAGCAGAUCAGUCAUUUCAUAAACAUCUCAGUGUCAGAUCUAAACCAGGAUGUGGAAAACUCUGACAAUAAUGCACAUGAGCUACCAAUACUUGUUGCUGGUGAAAAGGAUGUAUCCUGGCUGCCCUACUUCUUUAUCUGUGUUAGCAUAGCUCUUCUGGUUGCCACACUGACAGUUUCAACUCACCUGAGUUGUUAUUGCUGGAAACGAAUAUUGACCUAUAACCAAUCAAAAAGACAGGAAAUGUCCACUCACAUGAUACCUGACCUACCCAAUGGGAGUGCUCCUUCCGCUCCUGUCCUGUAUGACUCCUCCUAUAUUUCCUAUUCUCAAAGUGCUGCAGGAAGACCAUCAUCACCAUCUCCCCUGAUGACCAAUGGGAACCAGCCUGCUGUGGCAAACAAGAUAGACGAAAGUCAAGUGUCAGACCAUGCAGUGUAUGCUGUUGUCAACCACCAUAGGAUACCUGCCAGAGAACAACAUGCUGCAACUGAACAAAAUAAAAACACAGAAUAUGCUGCUCAGUGUUUCCUGAACAUUUUGGAUUUGCCAUAGACACAUGCAGAUGAAAACAUGGAUGGAAAAAUGUACACAAGUAUGUGGUGGUGUCAUGGAACAGGCAAAGAAGUUACGCAAUCAACCACGCUGCAGAAGAGGUGAACGGAUGAGGAUUGUGGUCACGCAGAUGCACAGUACAGCCAUAUUAAACUAACCAGUCUAGACCAGAAGCAGCAUUGAAUGUAUUUUCUCACUCUCAGGUUUGUUUCAGGAAAUGUUGCUUUUAAUUAUUAAUUUUGCAUUAUUUUUUCAGUUGUUUUUCCCUCCAUUUAUUUCAUUUACGUGACUUAGAGUGCUUUUUUGACUGAUUAAACUUUGUUGGCCAAAGCUUUGGUGGUUUGUGUAGAAAAGCCAGUGGGUAAGUAGAUCGGUCAUGUGCAGACUCACUGAAUAAUUAUUGUGCAUUCUUCUGUCUGAUUUCGUAGUUUGAAUGCUGAAGUUUGGAGGCAUCUAUAUCUUUAAAAAUAAAUGUCAGCAUUGCAAUAUAA